UUCCUGUGGGCUCACAAUAAAAGGGCUAUCCCUUCCUCGCUUUCUCCCUCAUCUUCUCAUUUUUGUUUUCUACAAUUUGUUGCAACACAAAAACCUUUAUUCCACUCAUACUCCCCCUCUCUACUACCUAAAAGAAUUUGGGGCAUGUGCAGUAGUUCAAAAAGUAAACUUUCUUCCUCGAACCACGUCAUGGAGAGUGAGCUUCAGAAACAGAAUCAUGAUGGUCUCCAUAACUUCCCAGUUUUGCUUGAAUUGUCUGCAUCUGAUGAUUUUGAAGCUUUCAAAAGAGAAGUUGAUGAGAAAGGUUUGGAUGUCAACGAUGCUGGUUUUUGGUACGGUAGAAGAAUUGGAUCAAAGAAGAUGGGAUCAGAAAAGAGGACCCCCCUCAUGAUUGCUUCUUUGUUUGGAAGCACCAGGGUGCUCAAGUAUAUUAUUGAGACAGGAAGGGUUGAUGUGAACAGGGCCUGUGGUACUGAUAGGGCCACUGCUCUUCAUUGUGCUGUUGCUGGGGGCUCUGAUUCCUCACUUGAAAUUGUUAGGCUCUUGCUUGAUGCUGGAGCAGAUGCUGAUUGCCUUGAUGCUAGUGGAAAUAAUCCUGUUAAUCUGAUUGCUCCUUCCUUUAAUCUUUUGUCCAAAUCACGAAGGAAGGCCAUGGAGUUGUUUCUCAAAGGCGGCGAAAGAGAUCACCAGGAGAUGGAGCAACAGAUGUUCUCAGUUCCUUUCUCAUCAAAAGAAGGUAUUGAGAAAAAAGAAAAAGAAGGAAGUGAUAAGAAAGAAUAUCCUGUUGAUAUAUCGUUGCCUGACAUAAACAACGGUAUAUAUGGAACAGACGAGUUUAGGAUGUACAGUUUCAAGGUGAAGCCAUGCUCAAGGGCUUACUCUCACGACUGGACUGAGUGUCCAUUUGUUCAUCCAGGGGAGAAUGCAAGGAGGAGAGACCCACGGAAAUACCCUUAUAGCUGUGUUCCUUGCCCCGAGUUUCGCAAAGGGACAUGCCAGAAGGGGGAUUCCUGUGAGUAUGCACAUGGUGUUUUUGAGUCCUGGCUACACCCUGCACAAUACAGAACAAGGCUUUGCAAAGAUGAGACUGGCUGCAAUAGAAAAGUCUGCUUCUUUGCUCACAAACCCGAGGAGUUACGCCCUGUGUAUGCUUCCACUGGGUCAGCUAUGCCUUCACCAAAAUCUUAUUCAGCAAGUGGACUUGACAUGACGGCAAUGAGUCCAUUGGCUCUCAGUUCCUCAUCUAUGCCUAUGCCAACUGUUUCAACACCGCCCAUGUCUCCCUUGGCAGCUUCUUCAUCUCCCAAGAAUGGAAACUUGUGGCAGAACAAAAUAAACCUCACUCCACCAUCUUUGCAGCUCCCUGGUAGCCGGCUGAAGGCUGCGUUGAGUGCCAGGGAUUUUGAUCUGGAGAUGGAACUGCUUGGUCUAGAAAGUCCUGCGCGUCAACACCAACAACAGCAGCAGCAGCAGCAACAACAACAACAACUGAUAGAAGAGAUUGCCAGGAUCUCUUCCCCAUCAUUCCGGAGCAAGGAAUUCAAUAGGAUUGGUGAUUUGAAUCCAACUAACCUUGAUGACCUGUUAGCAUCUGCUGACCCUUCUGUAUUAGCUCAAUUACAUGGACUUUCUGUGCAACCUUCGACCCCUACACAGUUGCAAUCGAUGCGCCAAAACAUGAACCACCUCAGAGCAAGUUAUCCAUCCAACAUUCCUUCCUCUCCAGUGAGAAAACCCUCAGGAUUUGGGUUUGACUCAUCAGCUGCUGUGGCAGCUGCAGUGAUGAAUUCCAGGUCUGCUGCAUUUGCAAAGCGAAGCCAAAGUUUUAUUGAUCGUGGAGCUACAAAUCACCACCACCUUGGUCUGUCUUCACCUUCCAACCCUACUUGUAGGGUGUCCUCUGCCCUUUCAGAUUGGAGUUCCCCCUCUGGGAAACUGGAUUGGGGCGUAAAUGGAGACGAGCUGAACAAGCUGAGGAAAUCUGCUUCUUUUGGGUUCAGAAAUAAUGGGGUUAACCCAAAUGCACCCUCCUUUGCACAUUCAGAACAUGUUGAGCCUGAUGUCUCUUGGGUUCAUUCAUUGGUUAAAGAUGUUCCCUCUGAGAGUUCUGAGAUGCAACAUUAUGAUCUCAGUAAAGAGAUGCUUCCACCCUGGGUGGAGCAGCUGUAUAUAGAGCAGGAGCAGAUGGUAGCUUGAGUAAGUGCUGCUGCCAUGGCAAUGCUUCUUGGUUAUUCUGACUAAGUUUAUUAUUUUAUUUAUUUUAUUUAUUUAUUCGAACUUUUACUACCGUCCAACAUUACAUAGAGUAUAGUUUAGGGGUAGGACGAGAGAUGUUGCAAAGAACGAAGUUCAUUUUAAUCCAGAGAUUUGAACGGAGUUCCAACUUCUAGAUCACAGAGACUUGGAGAAACGUUUGAUGAAGCAAGAAUGCUGAAUUCUUUUGUUGUAUUAUAUAAUUUAUUCCCACCUUUCUCUAGUGGAUGGUUGUUGUAUUUUCUUUAUUAAGUGGACAAAGUAUUUGUCAUUGAUUAAGCAGCACAAUUUUUUUUUAAUAUAU
This is a messenger RNA of Gastrolobium bilobum, 2557 nucleotides long. RefSeq names its product zinc finger CCCH domain-containing protein 29-like. Gene Ontology annotation, molecular function: metal ion binding; protein binding. The transcript is spliced from 2 exons. NCBI's taxonomy places the organism in Eukaryota, Viridiplantae, Streptophyta, Magnoliopsida, Fabales, Fabaceae. The record is from RefSeq and is a predicted model, not a curated record. Bases 145 to 2196 code for a protein of 683 amino acids.